Oryza brachyantha (malo sina) is the source of this 2802-nucleotide messenger RNA. Its product is annotated as pentatricopeptide repeat-containing protein At3g24000, mitochondrial-like. The record is from RefSeq and is a predicted model, not a curated record. Bases 1 to 2670 code for a protein of 889 amino acids. Gene Ontology annotation, molecular function: protein binding; RNA binding; zinc ion binding. NCBI's taxonomy places the organism in Eukaryota, Viridiplantae, Streptophyta, Magnoliopsida, Poales, Poaceae. The transcript has a single exon. Gene Ontology annotation, biological process: RNA modification.
AUGAUGGAGCGGCCAUCGCCGCCGCCGCCGCUACCGUCUCCUCCUCCUCCUCCUCCCGCCACCGUCUCCCACAUGGCCGUCACCCAGGCGCUUGCUGACGCGCUUCGCUCGUGUGGCUCCCGCGGGGCACUCGCCGGGGCCCGCGCCUUGCACGGCCGCCUCGUCACGGUGGGCCUCGCGUCCGCCGUCUUCCUCCAGAACACACUACUCCAUGCCUACCUCUCCUGCGGAUCCCUCUCCGAUGCUCGCCGCUUGCUUCAGGCGGACAUCAGAGAGCCCAACGUCAUCACACACAACAUAAUGAUGAACGGGUAUACCAAGCUAGGCAGUCUGAGCGACGCCGCGGACCUGUUUGACAGAAUGCGCACCAGGGAUGUCGCCUCGUGGAACACGCUCAUGUCCGGAUACUUCCAGGCCGGCCGAUUCUUGGAUGGUCUGGAAACGUUCAUGUCAAUGCAUCGAAGUGGGGAUUCAUUGCCAAACGCCUUCACAUUUUGCUGUGUUAUGAAAUCUUGUGGCGCUCUUGGCUGGCAUGAAUUAGCACCACAGCUGCUUGGGUUGUUAUGGAAGUUUGAUUUUUGGGACGACCCAAACGUUGAGACUGCUCUUGUUGACAUGUUUGUAAGAUGUGGAUCUAUCGAUUUUGCUUCAAGAUUGUUCAAUCGGAUUGAGAGGCCAACUGUUUUCUGUCAGAACAGUAUGCUAGCAGGGUAUGCCAAGUUAUAUGGAGUCGAUCAAGCUAUUGAGUUUUUUAAGGGCAUGCCCGAACGAGAUGUUGUUUCAUGGAAUAUGAUGAUAGCAGCGUCGUCCCAGAUUGGGCGAUUCAGGCAAGCCCUUGAUUUGGUUGUACAAAUGCAAAGAAAUGGUGUGCGACUUGAUUCAACCACAUACACUAGUUCUCUGACUGUAUGUGCUAGAUUGUCUUCUUUGGAAUGGGGUAAGCAACUCCAUGCUAAAGUUAUUCACAACCUACCACAAAUUGAUCCUUAUGUUGCCAGUGCUCUAAUUGAGCUAUAUGCAAAAUGUGGCUGUUUCAACGAAGCAAAGAGAGUAUUCAGUUCUUUACAUGACCGCAAUAGUGUAUCAUGGACAGUUCUAAUUGGGGGAUCUUUGCAGUAUCGGUGCUUCAGUGAGUCUGUCAAGUUGUUCAACCAGAUGAGAGCUGAGUUGAGGGCGAUUGAUCAAUUUGCACUGGCAACUCUUGUAAGUGGAUGCUUCAACAGGAUGGAUUUGUGCCUUGGUAGGCAGCUGCACACGCUCUGUUUGAAAAGUGGACACGAUCAAGCUAUCGUCGUCUCCAAUUCUCUCAUAUCAUUGUAUGCAAAGUGUGGUGAUCUCCAGAAUGCUGAAUUAGUAUUCAGUUCGAUGCCUGAAAGGGAUAUUGUAUCAUGGACUAGCAUGAUUACUGCAUAUUCUCAAGUUGGGAACAUCAGUAAGGCUCGUCAGUUCUUUGAUGGCAUGACCACAAGGAAUGUCAUUACGUGGAAUGCAAUGUUGGGGGCAUAUAUACAGCAUGGAGCUGAGGAAGAUGGCCUCAAGAUGUACAGUGCUAUGCUAAGUCAGAAGGAUGUCACUCCUGACUGGGUUACUUAUGUUACAUUGUUCAGAGGGUGUGCAGAGAUAGGUGCAAAUAAACUUGGAGAUCAGAUUAUUGGUCAUACUGUAAAGGCCAGACUCAUUUUAGACGUUUCAGUCGCAAAUGCGGCUAUCACAAUGUACUCCAAAUGUGGAAGGAUAUCAGAGGCUCAAAAACUAUUUGACCUCCUAAAUGGAAAGGAUCUGAUUUCAUGGAAUGCGAUGAUCACUGGUUAUUCACAACAUGGCAUGGGGAAGCAAGCUGUAAAAAUAUUUGAUGAUAUGCUGAGCAAAGAUGUAAAACCUGACUACAUAAGUUAUGUCGCAGUUCUGUCAGCUUGUAGCCACUCUGGACUUGUGCAGGAGGGGAAACUCUAUUUUGAUACGAUGACAAGAGUCCACGACAUAUCUCCAGGGUUGGAGCAUUUCUCCUGCAUGGUUGACCUUCUUGGCCGUGCAGGGCAUUUGAAUGAAGCCAAGGAUCUCAUUGAUAAAAUGCCCAUGAAACCAACUGCUGAAGUUUGGGGAGCUCUUCUCAGUGCCUGUAAGAUACAUGGCAACGAUGAGCUUGCAGAAUUGUCAGCGAAGCACUUAUUCGAGCUGGACUCGCCUGAUUCUGGAAGCUAUAUGCUUCUAGCCAAGAUUUAUUCCGAUGCUGGUAAGUCAGAUGAUUCUGCACAAGUCAGGAAGCUAAUGAGGGACAAAGGGAUAAAGAAAAACCCGGCCUAUAGCUGGAUGGAAGUCGACAACAAGGUUCACGUCUUCAAAGCAGAUGAUGUGAGCCACCCGCAAGUGAUUGCAAUUCGGAACAAGCUGGAUGAACUGAUGGAAAAGAUUGCACACCUCGGAUAUGUGAGGACCGAAUCGCCACGCUCUGAGAUUCAUCACAGCGAGAAGCUGGCUGUGGCUUUUGGGAUCAUGAGCUUGCCUGCGUGGAUGCCUAUUCACAUCAUGAAGAACCUGCGCAUUUGCGGGGACUGCCACACGGUGAUCAAGCUGAUAUCGUCGGCGACUGAUCGGGAGUUUGUGAUCCGAGAUGGUGUUCGGUUUCACCACUUUAAAAAUGGUUCUUGCUCUUGCGGAGACUAUUGGUGACCACGGAGCAUUUUUUUCAGGAAUCCAUUUUUGUAGCGCAGAUAUUUGAUUGAGAGAAGUAAAAUAAUAUGCAACACCGGAAAUUUCGUUUCCUCAUGUUAUUUAUCUCCAUCUUCGAUGAUUAUGCCCUUU